AUGGCUGCUAUCAAUCUUCCCAAUCAGGACCAGAGACACUGGCUGGAGCUAGUGUGCUUGUCCCUGUAUCAGUGUCUUUGUUAUCAUUUGGAAAAUCCCCUCACUUUUUGUCCUGGUAAGGGGUCAGACAGACAGGUUUGUUGGGAAAUCUAUCCACGUGGCUUGGGACAGGCACUGCAAUUGAAACACAUUUAUUACAGUGAGGGAAGUAAGAUGGCUUCACUUAGAAAUAUUGAUACUAAUCCAUGCUUGGAGGAAAAUGAUGCCUCUACAAAGUGUAUGAAUACCAAUAACUACAGAAGGGAGAUGUGUAGCUAUGACUUUAUCAGAUACAAAGAGUGCAGAAAGUUUUGGCACAAAGUCAUGAUACAAAGAAGAAGUGAUGGUUUAAGUCCUGCUAUGCCAACAGCUGAAGAAAGAAAGCAGAUAUUGGCAUCAUUUGACUCUGUGCCAUAUUAAGAAAGAACAAUAAUUGUGCUCAUUGUUUUAGGUUUUAUUUAAUUCUCCAAUAUCGCUUAUAUUCACCAGGAGAUUGUACAUUUUAUAUUAAAUGUGCAUAAAGGUUG
Molecule: messenger RNA, 566 nt
Organism: Rana temporaria (common frog)
Lineage: Eukaryota; Metazoa; Chordata; Amphibia; Anura; Ranidae
Gene: CHCHD7
Product: coiled-coil-helix-coiled-coil-helix domain containing 7
Exons: 5
Coding region: 1-459 (152 amino acids)
Source: RefSeq, a predicted model, not a curated record